This is a messenger RNA of Colius striatus (speckled mousebird), 2694 nucleotides long. It is a transcript of the gene FHL3, whose product is annotated as four and a half LIM domains 3. The record is from RefSeq and is a predicted model, not a curated record. Gene Ontology annotation, molecular function: actin binding; transcription coregulator activity. NCBI's taxonomy places the organism in Eukaryota, Metazoa, Chordata, Aves, Coliiformes, Coliidae. Gene Ontology annotation, cellular component: Z disc; nucleus; stress fiber. Gene Ontology annotation, biological process: actin cytoskeleton organization. Bases 128 to 967 code for a protein of 279 amino acids. The transcript is spliced from 6 exons.
CGCGCCGCGCCGCGGGCUGGGGAGCAGUGCUGCGCCGUGCCGAGCCUGCCCAUCGCCGGGGCGAGCAGCGAGCGGGGGCGCGGCCCCGGGACGCCGACCAGGUGAAGGAGGCCCUCAGACUGGCACCAUGACAGAGUGCUUUGAUUGUGACAACUGCAAGGAGUCCUUGUAUGGGCGCAAGUACAUCCAGAUGGACAAUGGCCCCUACUGCAUCCCCUGCUACGAUGCCCACUUUGCCAACACCUGUGAUGAGUGCAAAGAGCUGAUCGGUCACGACUGCAGAGAGCUGUACUACGAGGAUCGCCAUUACCACGAGCAUUGCUUCCGUUGCUUCCGCUGCGACCGCUCCCUGGCCGACGAGCCCUUCACCUGCCAAGGAGAGGAGCUGCUGUGCAAUGACUGCUACUGCAGCGAGUUCUCCUCCAAAUGCAUUGCCUGUGAGAAGACAGUCAUGCCAGGAUCCCGUAAGCUGGAGUACAAUGGGCAGACUUGGCAUGAGCACUGCUUCAUCUGCAGCAGCUGCCAGCAGCCCAUUGGCUCCCGCUCCUUCAUCCCAGACAAGAAGGAUUAUUACUGUGUGCCCUGUUACGAGAGCAAGUUCGCUCCUCGCUGCACCCGUUGCAAAAAGACCCUGACCAAGGGAGGAGUGACUUACCGGGAUGAGCCGUGGCACAAGGAGUGUUUCGUCUGCACAGGCUGCAAGACCCCCCUGGCUGGCCAGCAGUUCACCUCCCAGGAUGACAACCCUUACUGCAUCAAGUGCUUUGGGAACCUCUAUGCCAAGAAGUGCAGUGCCUGCACGAAGCCCAUCACAGGCUUUGGUGGUGGCAAAUACGUCUCCUUUGAGGACCGGCACUGGCACCACAACUGCUUCAACUGCGCGCGCUGCAGCACGUCGCUGGUGGGGAAAGGCUUCAUCCCCGACAGCGAGCAGAUCCUGUGCCGCGACUGCUCCAGCGACCUCUGAGCCUCGGACACACCCCGGGCCAGGGGCUGCCUCUACUCUUCAGGGUCUUUGUGCCAGACACCCCCAGAGCAUCGCAAGGGGCAGGGCACAAGGAGCGGGAGAUGGGGGCUGAGCCUGAACCGUGGUGUGUUCAGGGGGUUGCUGUGGCCCUCCCUGAAGGUUGGAGUCUGCUGUGCUGUGGCUCUGUGCAGAGUCAAAGCUCAAGCAAGUUGAAAAGGGAGCUUCAAGACCCACCCCCCCAUUAUUUACUCUUUUCUUUUGCUUCCUCUCUGCUCAGGCACAAGCUGAGCCCAGGGCCCCAGCCAAGCAAAGGGUGCCAGCAGCAGCUUCAGCGUUGGGUGCUGGAUCUGCAUGCUGCCUGCAUGUAUUUGCUCCCCCUGGCACAGUGCUGACUUUUUUCCCCCUCUUUCCCCACGUGCUUCCCUUGCUCUGUGUGAUACGAGGCAGCAGCUCCUGGACCCUGCAGCUUGGCCAUGGUGGCCUGUGUAGCAGGUGCCUUUCCAUUAGUGCAGCUGGCCUGUGGCAGUCCAGGAGUGAAGGGUGCUCUCUGCCCUGUUUGGAAGGUUUGGGGACACCAGGCUGGAGUGUGACCAGGAGAAGAGCACAUGUCCUCCCAGAUGGGAUCCACCACCAGAUUUCUGUAGCCACCUCACCAUUUGCAGGCCAGCCCCUUUGCUCUGCACAUCUCCCUGGAGCUGCUCUCACUCAGAUGUGGAUGGGGAGCUCAAAUAAUUUGGGGUCCAGUCCAGAUGUGCUGUGAUUUCCCACAGCUGCCUCUGAGCUGGAGCUGGUGGUCCUCCCUGAGGUGCUCCUGGCUAAGCCCCAGAGCUGUGCUGAAGUCUGAGAGCACUCACAGUCCUGCUCCAUCCCUCUCGUGGGGAACCAUGGGAUGGGCACUGCCUGCCUCGCUGAGCCACCAGCAGCACAAGUCAACACCAAAGCCCUCUCAUUAAUUCAGGGAAGGGAGUGUUGCCCACAGGCUGUGGCUGUGCUCAGGGGCUGCUGGGAGCACUGGAGGGGUCAGUGGUUAAGGUCAGAGAGGUCAGCUCAGGGGGCAUUUGGGGUGUCCAGAACCUGCUCUGCCAGGGCUGUGUCCCCCCCUAGCCCCAGCAUGCAGAGAGCAGCAGCUCCCCACAGCCACACAUCCCUCCCUGUGUCCCAAGCAGCAGAGCAACACAAAGGUGGCACCUGGGCUGCCCUGAGCAGGGGCUUCACAACUCCUAAGUCCCUGCAUUGGCCCUAACCACACAAAACAGGACACCUUGAGCAGUGGGAUGCUCGUGCCCCCCUUGUCUCUGUAUCCUUUUUGCUUCUGUCUUUGCUGGGGCACUUAGUGCUGACCCUGCUUUCCUGCUUAGCCAGCCAUGUGCAUUUCUGAAAGCUUCUUCUUUUGUUUGGUUUGUUGGGGUUGGUUUUUUUCCCCUUUUGUACUCUUUUUGUGAUGAAUACCUGGCAUUUUGUAACCAACUGCAGGAUGGAGGGGGGCUGUGUCCUCUGCCCCCCCAUCCCCUGACUUCACUUAGGAACAGGAAAUGUUAUGCAUGUUGAAGUGUUAUUAACUCUGUAUGCAGAUCCUUGCUGAGCCCUCCUAGGAAAGCUUUGAUGCAGGCAAAUCAGAGUUUGUGUGUUUGAGGAGCUUGGAGCAGUCUCUAGAAGGAAAUGUCCUGAACCUCAGCCUCCUGUGUAUUUCCUACAGCUUUACAUAAUAAACCCUUUUAGUGACAGUC